AUGGCAGAUUUACACGUACAAGAUAUUACUGCAUUAAAUGUACGUCUUGACACCCUUAAGAAGAAACAACUCUAUGCAAUGCAAGAACUCUACAUGUAUAAUGAGGUUUAUUUGGUAGUGCUGCAAGCGGGGUUAACGUUAGCGUGGGUCAACUCGAAGAAGGUAAAAUGGGCUGCCAGAGUGCAGAACAUACUGGCACUGACUAAGGUAUUGGCACUCAUCAUGAUCAUCGUAAUUGGUAUGUACUAUCUUGUGUGGGGACGCACACGCAACUAUGAAGAUGUCAUGGCCGGCACUAACUGGGAUUCUGCCUUAAUAGCUACAGCUUUUUAUCAAACACUUUUUACCUACGGUGGUUGGGGAGGCACCAACGUGAUCUUAGAGGAAGUUAAAGACCCAGUAAGGAACGUGCCGAGGGCCAUUGCUAUCUCGCUCACCAGCGUCACAGUGAUAUAUGUCCUCACCAACAUCGCCUACUUCGCCGUGCUCACACCCAGCCAGAUGCUCUCCUCUGCUGCUGUGGCUGUGGUUUUCGGCAACCUAACAAUGGGUGUGAUGGCAUGGACGAUACCCUUCCUUGUGGCGUGUUCUACAAGUGGUGCUUCCAAUAGUGCCAUCUUCACCAAUGCUAGGGUACUGUUUGUUAGCUCGAGGCGUGGCCAGAUGCCCCGGGUGCUCUCCCAUCUCCACAUCCACAAUCACACUCCCAUCCCUGCCCUCUUCUUUGUUGCUACCAUCACCAUGGUGAUGUUCGUGACUUCAGACAUGAUAGUCCUCAUUAACUACCUCUCCUUCGCCACUAAUUUGCUAGAACUGGGGACCAUUGGAGCAUUCUUCUGGUUCCGCAUCAAGCAGCCAGACCGUCACAGACCAAUCAAGGUGUGGAUCGGCUUUCCCAUAAUAUACUUCAUAGUCUCUGUGUUCCUGACGGUGCUUCCAGUGGUCUCUCAACCACUGGAGGUGAUGAUGGCAGUGGUCAUCAUCGUCACGGGUCUUCCAGUCUACUACUUCACCAUCCACAGACAGAAGAAACCGCAAAAGUUGCUCCAGGCAAUGGACAAAGUUGCAUACCUGUGUCAGCUGCUGUUCCUUACAGUGCCGGAGAAGACUGUGUGAGGACUUGUGAGCUGCUACACAAACUUUCGUUGUUGCGCAGUGGAAACGGACAAGAUUAUUGUACAGUAGAUUCAGCAGUUUGAGACCGUGUGCUUAAUAAUUUUAACCUGGACCAGUUUCCAGUGGAUGGUAGUCUUUUUAACGUUGCAAUGCUGUUUUUCAUAGCCAAACUACACUGUUAGAAGAGUUUUCUAGGCUACAACACACCCUGUAAGGCAGGGUUGUGAUGGGUAGCUUCCCGGUAACUUCACACUUACCCGCCUGUGCAAGAUUUUUUAGUUUAAAAAAAUUAGGCCAGACCUGGCACCAUUUCAUCAAGGUAUUCAAAACAAAUCUGAAGAUAUUUCUUAUAUUUUUUUUGUAAAAUGUUUCUCUUCAUGCUUCUUGACUGUUCCAGUGUGUGACAUUUUAUAUUGUUGGUGGCAGUUCCUCCUCUCUCAACGAACCUUCAGGCAUCUGAUGGGUCCUAAAUAACUCCCUCACUGCAACAGUAUAAUCUAGCUUUGUUUUGGGAUUUUAUUUUCAUUAAGAUUUAAGUAAUGUGCUUCACAUCAACAAAUUAACAGGUCACAUCCUGCUACAGUACCUACUUCCUUCAUUCUUCAAAUUCAUCCUUCCGACCACCAGCUUCCUUUCACUGUCAAGAAAGAACCUUAGGACAAUUGCUAAACCAAGCUAAGAAAGAUUGGAAGAUCUUAAGAAGGAAACAACAAUUGCUUUAUGAUCAUGUAGCUUCAUUAUCUGAAAAGCUCCAAGAAUCCGUCACCAAUGAAGGUGGAUAAACGAGGCAUUAAUUGUAGUUAAAGGUUUAAUGUUCGAUAAAUGAUGUAUUCAUGUAUUGUAACAUUAAUGUUCCUAUUACAACAAAAUAAUUUGAGACAUGGAUUUCCAGCAUUAUUGUUUACAUGAAAUAAAUGAUAAAUAUAAAUGAAGAACAAAUGAAUGACUAGUUUACCUCCACCGUUAUUUAUAUUAAUGAUGGUCAAUACCUUCACUACUAGAUCGAAGCACACUUCUUCAAGGGGGACUUCUUGAAGCGGUGAAGAGGCUUUUAGUCUUAGAAAUUGUACUUUUUUGGUCUUUUUACUCCGACUGAACUUUAUAAUCCUCAUUCCAAACUUCCCUGCCCCAUCCUUCCCAUCCCUUCUCUCCCAUUCUUCCUUUCCUCAUCCCUUCCCUUUCUAUCCUCUUCUGCUUUUGGCUGUUGGGGUUUUUCCUUCUGAAGUUCUAGCUUAGGUUUGAAAGGGUGUUGUUGUCCGUCCCAUUCCACUGAGGUCCUUGGUGGCUGUGAAGGCUUACUCAGCCCUGUAACAACUUCAGACAGUAUUACCAAGGCUGGCUCCUCCUCAGGAAAAUUAAUGAAUAGAAAAAGAACAAAAACUGACAAACAUAAACACUUUAUUAUUUAGAAAAUUUAAAAUAUAAAAUACUUAAAU
Molecule: messenger RNA, 2552 nt
Organism: Cherax quadricarinatus
Lineage: Eukaryota; Metazoa; Arthropoda; Malacostraca; Decapoda; Parastacidae
Source: RefSeq, a predicted model, not a curated record